GCCGCCGUCACGUUGGCAUCCCUGCCCCUCCUAACCUCACACUCUCAAGUGACCUUCAUCAUGUUAUUUUGGAUUUAUCUUCAAAAACCUUCCGUUUUUCUUUAAUUCCGUCGGCAUGAAAGUGGCGGCGUUGAUCAGUGGGGGCAAAGACAGCUGCUUCAACAUGAUGCAGUGUAUAGCAGCGGGGCACGAAAUCGCGGCCCUGGCUAACAUAAGCCCCCACAACAAGUCAGAGCUUGACAGCUACAUGUACCAAAGCGUGGGUUACGAGGCCAUAGAAUUUAUAGCAGCAGCGAUGGACUUGCCUCUGUAUAGAGAAACCACGAUGGGGUUGUCGGCGCAGUUGGGCAAAACGUACGAACCAACGACCGACGACGAGGUGGAAGACCUGUUCAGAGUGCUGUCGCAAGUCAAGGAAGAUCUGGAUAUAGAGGCGGUUUCAGUGGGGGCGAUUUUGUCGGAUUAUCAACGCGUGAGGGUUGAAAAUGUUUGUAUCAGGUUGGGGUUGGUACCACUGGCGUACUUGUGGCAACAGGAUCAAAAACAGCUGCUCGACGAGAUGAUCAAAUGUGAAGUGGACGCCAUUAUAAUCAAAGUGGCUACUUUAGGCCUCGAACCCAAUAAACACCUAGGGAGAAGUUUGAGUUCGUUACAAGCUCAUUUGUUGUCGAUGAACGAAAAAUACGGCUUGAAUGUUUGUGGCGAAGGCGGCGAGUACGAAACUCUGACCUUGGAUUGUCCUCUCUUCAAAAGUAGGAUAGUAAUUGAAGAGUCUGAAAUAGUCCUGAAUUCGAACGACCCGAUUUGCCCCGUCGGCUAUCUUCGUUUGAAAAAACUCAGUCUAGAAGUCAAAUUACCCAACUUGGAUUUGCAAAGGCGCUUGAGUGGGCUUCCGUUGAAAGAUAGCGACGGUUACAUCACCGACUAUGGAGUGGAAGCGUCGGAUUUUAGCGACGACGACGACAAGUCAGUCAAAAGCAUUGAAGACGGUUGCGUUAGUUCCGAAACGUUGGAGCAAGAAGCGCGCGCCGUGAAAAGCGCGGACGGCUGGCUGUGGAUAAGUGGGAUUCAAGGACGCGCGCCGGACUUCCGAGAAGCGAUGCAGGAGGCCACGCGGACAUUAAAGUCCAUCUUGACCCAGCACUCCCAGUCAGUUCGGGACGUGUGUUCCGUGGUCCUUUACGUCUCCGACAUGUCCCGAUACGGCGAAAUUAAUCAAGUUUAUUGCGAGAUGUUCAAUCACGUGAAUCCACCUAGUAGGGCUUGCGUGGAGGUGCAGUCGUGUUUUCCGGUGAUAUUGGCAGCACUGUCGUGGUCAGCACCGGCUAACAAUUCCGGGGAUUUCCCAGUCGAACGACACACUAUGCACGUCCAGAGUCGCUCUCAUUGGGCGCCUUCCAACAUUGGCCCCUACAGUCAGGCUGUGAGGGUGGGGGAACUCAUACAUCUAGCGGGUCAGAUUGCUUUGAUCCCCGGAAAUUUGGAAAUGGUUAGAGGUGGGAUUAAAGCGCAGUGUCAGUUAGCGCUGAGACACGUAGGGAGGUUACUUAAGGCGAUGGAUCCGAACGUGAACUUAAGGGACGUCGUACAGGGAAUUUGUUAUGUUACUGAUGUCAGUUACGUGGACCGGGCUCGAAAAUUGUGGGAGGAAAGGUCCAACAACGCCAUCGUAGUCUACGUUGUAGUUAGCCAAUUGCCGCGAGAGGCGCUGGUGGAGUGGCACGUCUGGGCCCACAGACACAACAACCAAUUCGAAUACGAGGAAACUGGGAAGUGCUUCGACGGGUAUUCCAUUUCGAUUUAUCGCCGGUGGAACUACGAAAACGACAUAGCGGCUAUUGUUUGCUACGUCGACCGGUCCGAAGAAGCCGAAUUGACCGAGGAAGUUUUUAUAAAUACUGUCGAUUAUACGUUGCAGAAGUUGAAGCAGGGGCACGAGAACGACGCCACUUCGGUCUACAAUCUUUACAUUUUUUACUCGAGAAUGAAAAUUCAUAGUUUGAAGGUGGAUUAUUUGCGGAGUCUUGCCGAAACGUCUGCGUUGGCUUACACGCUCGUGCCUGUGACAUACGUCAAAAGCGAACACACUUAUCUGUCGAUCUGUGGAGUCAGAAAUCAGUAAGCUGCUUUUUUUUUGUUUUUAUGUUGACUGUUGUUGAAUAUACGUUUAUUAUUA
Messenger RNA from Zophobas morio, 2176 nucleotides. RefSeq lists its product as uncharacterized. The transcript is spliced from 8 exons. The record is from RefSeq and is a predicted model, not a curated record. Gene Ontology annotation, molecular function: diphthine-ammonia ligase activity. Bases 116 to 2122 code for a protein of 668 amino acids. Gene Ontology annotation, biological process: protein histidyl modification to diphthamide. NCBI's taxonomy places the organism in Eukaryota, Metazoa, Arthropoda, Insecta, Coleoptera, Tenebrionidae.